Bathycoccus prasinos is the source of this 963-nucleotide messenger RNA. RefSeq lists its product with no specific name. The coding region runs from base 1 to 963 and encodes 320 amino acids. The record is from RefSeq and is a predicted model, not a curated record. Gene Ontology annotation, molecular function: protein binding. NCBI's taxonomy places the organism in Eukaryota, Viridiplantae, Chlorophyta, Mamiellophyceae, Mamiellales, Bathycoccaceae. The transcript has a single exon.
AUGGGGAAGAACCUCUCCGGCGCGCAGAAGAGGAAGAAGAAAAAGGAGAGGGAAAAAGCUGCAGCGGAGGCUUUGGCGGAUAUGGAGCGGUUGAAGCUUGGACCGACGAAGUUAUGGACCGGAUUGGUGUUGCAUCACAAGGAUGUGUUUGUCUCGCAUGUGAUUUCGAAAUUGAAUAGGACAGAUCGGUUUUUCUUUUCAAAGGUGAAUAGAGAGAGUUGGAGUGUGCUUGCGUACGCAGGGGUAGAGCUAUUAUUGAAAUUACAAUGGUGUGUUCACGAAUGUUCAUCCAUCUCGACGUUGGAAUGGGCGUGGAAUAACACAGGUUGGGGAGAGAAAAGUAUAAGUGGAAGAGUGAGAGAUCAAGCCUGGUUUUGCUGGCAAGUUGCUUGUACGAACAAACUCGAGUUUCUCAAGUGGGCGAGAGAUGUAAAACAUUGCGAGUGGGAUGAAAAGACGAUUCUUCAGGCAGCAUUUAGAGGUAAUCUCGAGAUGCUGAAGUACUGCUUCUCUAAUGGUUGCCCGUGUGAUGAAGGAGAGUCGUGUAAACAUGCUGCUCGUAAAGGACAUCUCGACUGUGUUCGAUUUCUUUUCGACAAAGUGAAACCUUCGCGAAAGACGGAAAAAGAAGCGGCAGGACAAGCAGCAUGCGGUGGUCACAUGGACAUGUUGAAAUAUUUCGUCGAAGAAAGAAAGAUAUCUGAUGAGGUGAAGAGUGACUGCGUGGGAAACGCUACAAUGUAUGGCCAACUCGAUUGCCUCAAAUACUUAGUCGAAGAGGCGAGAGCGCCUCUUACCGACUGGCGAGACAUCGCUUUCGCUCGGUAUAACGAGCAUACCGAGUGCGAAAACUACUUGCGAGAGAAAGGGUGCCCAGAACCAACGGACGAAGAAUACACCACAUAUUGUACAGUGAGGCACCGAAUAGAAGAAGAAGCACGGCGGCAGAACAGCAGAGAGUGA